This is a messenger RNA of Octopus bimaculoides (California two-spot octopus), 3005 nucleotides long. RefSeq lists its product as uncharacterized. Lineage: Eukaryota; Metazoa; Mollusca; Cephalopoda; Octopoda; Octopodidae. The record is from RefSeq and is a predicted model, not a curated record.
UAAAAUACAUAUAUAAAAUCAAAUUGCCCAUAAAAAGUAUUUGCGGACCACAGUUUGAAAACCCCUGGCAUAACUUGAAAUAUGUUGUGUAUUGUAGAAUAUAACCAAUUUAUUGGACAUAAAUUUUAACAACAAAAUCUUAUGUGGAUUCUAGUUGAGAACCACUGUGCUAGAUUAUGCAACGUGUCUUGUCCUUUCAUUGCUAGUAUAGAGUGAGCUGAGGGAGAUUUUACUGCAGUUUCUAGCAAGUCGAGCGACCACGUAGAGGCACUUUUGUUGGUUUGCGCGACUGUGUUUAUUUAUUGGAAGAGAAUAAUGACAACAGCAGUUUUGAAGAAUUUCUUUGUUUGGGGUCCUCAUCUAGUGGAUGGAACCGUUUUAAGAGAAAAGCGUGUUUCUCAGACCUGGCGGAGCCAGAGUUUGAACAGGCGACCUUCGAGAUAGAUGGGGGGGAGUGGGGAGGAGAUUUAGAAGAGACACAGAAAGAUUAGAGAAAGAGAGGCGAGAGGAGAAAGAAAGAGAAAGAAGGAAUUGAGAGAGGGAGAGUGAGAGAGAGAGAGAAAGCGAGAGAGAAAAAAAUGAAGAUGGGAAAGAGAGAGAAAGAAAGACGCGGGGGAGAAAGAGAGAGAGACACACACACAGAAAGAAAAAGACGAGAGAUAGAGACAGAGAGUGUGUGUGUGAGAGAGAGAGAGAAGACUGGCCGUCAGAAUUUCAAGUGAACAGAACGUUGGCCAGUCAGUGAUGGAACCUAGGUGAUCAUACGAACUGCUAGAAAUAGCAGCCAAAUUACGCUAUAAUCCCAAACUCUCCCGACUUAAGGAGGUACACCAUUAAAUAAUAUAAUGUUGAAUAUCCACUGUUAAACAGACUAAACAAAACAGAUGGUCACGGAUGGAGUGCAUUUAAGCAGACGGAACACUGUAGCUUUUCCCAUGAUGCCUGCAACUUCCGUUAAAUUUUUCUGACUUCUUUCUUUGAAGAGUUCCACAUUCGAAGUCAGAAGGAAUUGGACUUUCAACUUCCUAAAAAUAAUAAACACCAGACUAAGUCAAUUAAUAACUUUAAAUCCUGUUUUAUAAUUAAUCGUCUGGAUUAAUUAGUUUAUUGUCGUCAUAAUAACUUUGUCUUCGAUUGGAAAAUUCACUGGAAUUAUCGAUUAUUGAACAGAAAACCCCCCAGGAAUAUCAACCAAAACAUAAACGGAUCUUUAAACCUAAAUAACUCUUGUCUGAAGAGUCGGAUUAUUUAAUUAACCAGGUUUAAUUUGAAACAGUUCUAUUUGUAUAUAAAUGUGACGGAGUAAACGGACUUAUUGUAGUUUUUUUUUUUCUAAAAAAAAAAAAAAGGACUGGAUCGAAGGAAAUAUUUAAAAAUUAAGAGAAAUCUUCAAAAGUGAAUCAGCAACGACUGGAAAAUAAUUAAUUUUUGAAUAAUCACCAUCAAUCGACCAAGUAAUCAAUCAAUUAUGGUCCGUAAAAAGUUCGAUCGAACUGUUGUGAAAAAAUGUCCAAAAUGUGAGGAACAAGUACCUGUUGCUUGUAAAUUUUGUACCUGUGGACACCCGUUCGCUUCUCGGAAUAAAUUGCUUUUAAAAGAAGAAGCCGAGGAGGCGAUGGGACUUUUGGAUCGCUCAGACUUAAAUAAGGACGACGAAUCCCCAAUGGACCGCCUGAGGCGACCCAGGAGGUUGAGUCGUGACAAACCUUCCUAUUAUGUGAUUACUGAGAUAAAUCGCCAUGUAAAGAGACCCCGACCAAAGGUGAAACCGGCGAGUAGCACCGAUAUGGGCGCUGUAGGUGAAUUGGUUAUACCUAAGAAGAAGAAACGAGGGCGACCGCGAGGUUCGGGUUCACGAAAUAAAGCGAAACGGAAGACGAUUCUUAAAGCACAGGCACCACUGCAACUUCAACAACCCAAACAGGAACCGUUGAUUCUUCAACUCCCCAAACAAGAACGUCUGGAAUCUUUGGAACAAGAUUCACCCCAAGCAACAUCGUCGUCGUCGUCAUCGUCGUCUUCUUCUUCGUCGCCACACACACCACCGUCUCAGAGUUAUUACCACCAACUCCAGGAAAUGGAAUUCUCCGACACCAAACUAGCCACGAGUCCCACACCUUCCCUCAGCAUCGCCACCUCUUCAGGGAUCGACAGAAAAUUGAACCUGAGCAGCUCCUGUUCUGCGACCAGCAAUACUUUUGGUAGUUCUAACCCGACCGCUGCCACUGCCUCCUCAAACACCAGCAGCACGGGGGAGAUCUCCAUCAAAAUUGAUAACCGAACUUCUUUCUCUGCUGCAACACCGUCGCCACCGUUAUCAUCAUCAUCGUCAACAUCAUCAACAUCAUUGUCAGCCACAGCAGCCGCAGCAAACAUCGGCAGCACGAGCGGCAGCAGCAAAAACAAAGGCGGCGGCGGCACCACCGCCACCGCUGCUAUUUCUUCAUCAAGCGGCAGCACCAACAACAAGAACAGCAACAACACCAAUAAUAAUAAUAAUAAUAAUAAUAACAACAACAACAGUAGCCAGAACAACAGCAGCAGUAAUCUGAUGAUUAUUAACAACAACAGCAACAGCAGCAUUAACAGCGUGUGCAGCGGCGGUAGCAGCAGCAGCAACAGCACCAUCACCACGAAUUACGGCACCAAAAACAUUUCUAAUAGCGACAGCAACAGCAAUAGCAUUUCUAUUAGCAACAUUAACAACAACAACAACACCACUAAUAGUAACAACUGCAAUAACAACAACAACAACAACAACAACAGCAGUUGUAGUAGUAGUAGUAAUAAUAAUAAUAAUAAUAAUGGUACCAGUAAUAAUAACGGGGCAGAAAAAGACAUGUAUUCUAACAUCUCACCUGAAAGGGCUCUACAGUUUUAUGCAAUUUUGGCGGAUUUGAACAGAAAAAUCAUUUCACAGUCAUUUAAACCAUGGUGAAACGUUUUGGCAUUCAUUGUUUAUAAUAUACACCUCCAGAAAACGCACACACACACACACACACACA